This is a messenger RNA of Dacryopinax primogenitus, 684 nucleotides long. RefSeq lists its product as uncharacterized. The record is from RefSeq and is a predicted model, not a curated record. Bases 321 to 596 code for a protein of 91 amino acids. NCBI's taxonomy places the organism in Eukaryota, Fungi, Basidiomycota, Dacrymycetes, Dacrymycetales, Dacrymycetaceae. The transcript is spliced from 3 exons.
AGAGAACACGCCGAUCCCAUCCUCUCCCAGCGACGCUCAAAGCACCCGAAAAACGCUUGGCAUCAUACACAUGCGCCUCCCAUUUUCCUAAAUCAGGAAAGGCGCGAAAUGCGGAAUGCCGCUAGCGUGGAAAGGUGAGAUCAUCCGCCAGAAGAGGGACGUCAUCCCCUUGAGCUCGAGCCGUGGGUCACCCACUUGGGCUGGGUCUGGCAGCCAAGCCCUGGGUAUAGGACCAUACUUGGGAGGUAUAUAAUCCUCGCCCUGCUGAAACGGACUACCUCCCGACCCCUUCACCUUCGCCCACCCAGGUAAAAGCUACAAUGGACGAUCUCGGAAACGCCCUCCUUAAGAAGCACCAUGAUGCGCACGUCGCGUACUGGUCCAACGUCGGCGGCGAGGGGUACGACGUGAACCGUUUUGACGAGGGAUUCCGCGCUGGGUGGCAAGACGCUUGCCAGGGCGCGACAGACGACAGCAAGAUGGAAGAGCGCAAGCAGCAGCAUAUCGCUGGCUGGGGCCCGUCGGACCAUAUCUGGGAAUACGAGCACGGCUACAAGGAGGCUAUCACGGCCAAGAACACUGGCGAGCAGCCUUGAGCGAGAGCGGGAUGGUCGACUGCUGUUCAGUAGGAUGUGUGUUUGCGAGACUGUAACCAGAUUAACAACGAAUUGCAAUGUGUUCUAG